UGCUCCUUCAGCCUCUUCAUCGGCGCGCAGAGCUGCGAAGAUGGCGGCCGGUUCAGGCGCUGCGAGCGGCCACGGAGCCCGCAGCUCCAACGCUGCGCUGGAAGCCACUUUGGACCGGCGGUUUCAGGGAGUAUCCAACACCAUGGAGUCGAUCCAGGGACUUUCGAGCUGGUGCAUCGAGAACAAGAAGCAGCACGGCCUGAUCGUGCGCUACUGGAUGAAGUGGCUCAAGAAGUCUGACAACAACCACCGUCUGAAUCUCUUCUACCUGGCCAACGACGUGAUACAGAACUGCAAGAGGAAGAACGCCAUCGUCUUCCGUUCAGCCUUUGCAGAGGUGCUCCCCAACGCCGUCCAGCUCAUCAAGGACGGAAAGGUUCGCAAGUCGGUGGAGAGGAUCUUCUCAAUUUGGGAGGAGAGGAGCGUCUAUCCCGAAGAAGUGAUCGCUCAGUUCAAAGCCAACUUGAACAAGAAGGAGAAGGAGCGAGAGAAGGAGAAGGAGAGGGAGAAGGAGAAGGAGAAGGAGAGGGAGAGGGAGAGGGAGCGGGAGAAGGAAAAGGAAAAGGAGAGGGAGAAGGAGAAGGAAAAGGAGAAGGAAAAGGAGAAGGAGAUUCCACCUGCAAAUGCAGCUCCAGCUAACUCCAAAGCUGCCCUGAAGUCCAAGAUCGUGGCUGAGUUCACACCUCAGUCCCUCAUCGAGCAGCUGUCCCGGUACCGGCGAGCCGUGGCUGAGGAGGAGUUCAGGGAGAAGCAGCUGGCGGCGCUGAGGGUGGACGUCUGCAGCACCGAGGCCCUCAAGAGACUCAAAGACAAAGCAGGAGGGAACAAGUUCGCCAAGGACUUCGAGGACGGCAGUCUGAAGCUGCAGGAGUUUGUGGGCUUCCUGGAGAAGGAGCUGAAGACGGGGCCGCCUCUGCUGGAAGCUCUGGGAAACGCAGACAUUUUCUACGAAAUGCAGUACAAGGAGGUCAAGAUCGUGGCCAACGCGUACAAUGCCUUUGCCAACCGGGUGGCCAGUCUUAAAAGGAAGCUGGACUCCCUGAAGUCGACUCUGCCUGGCCCUGAGGACUCCCCCAUCCCCUCGCCGUCUGAAGAUGCCCCCUCACCCACCGGCUCGGAGUCGCCCUUCCUGGGGAUGGGAGGCAGCAGAGCCCAGGUGGACCCAGAGCUGGACGGGAAGGCCAUGGAUGAGGCAGAGCUGCAGAGCGACAACAGAGACAUGGAGGACAUGGACAUGUCCGACGAGGAGGCGGACGCCGCUGCAGCAGGAGAUGACAAGAAAGAGAAGCUGCCUGCUGCUGCUUCCAAGACGGCCAAGUCAGACGUGGCGUCAAAGCUUCCGAACACGCCCACGAAAGCGUCCAAGACGAACGCCUCGGCUGCUGCCGCUGCUGCUUCCACCACCACAGGGACCCCGACGGCUGCAGCUGCUGCAGGAGCUCCAGCCGUCCCGCUGGGGGUCAACCUGGCCAAGGUGGACCUGGGAAAGAUCAGCUCCAUCCUCAGCUCGCUCACGUCGGCCAUGAAGAACACAGCGAGUCCGUCACCGCGACCGUCUCCAGGGACGCCCACCACACCGUCUGGCCAAUCAGCAGCCUCCAAAGCCACGCCUCCAAGCCCCGCCCUCGCCAGCAUCCUGUCACGGGUCGACAUCACGCCUGAAGGGAUCCUCAACGCUCUGUCCAAGACCAACACACCAGGUCUGUCCUCCCUCUUACAGAGCGUGACCAACACCUCCUCUGCUCCUCCCACCAGAACCUCCCCAGAGUCCGCUACCGUCAAAGCCCCGCAAACCCCCACCACCCCGAAAACCAAGCCCGUCUUGGGGAACAGCCUCAAACGAGACGCCCCUGGAAGAGCCAGAGACUGGGAGAAGGAGAGGCAGCUGUCUCCUCCUCCUCCUCCUCCACCUCCUCGUCCCUCAGCUCCCUCCGUCUCCCCGCCCAGCCUGGAGUCCAAGAUCAACAGCUUCCUGCAGGGCAACCCGGGCUUCAGCAUGGCUCUGGGCGACGUCAGCCCGGACGGCGUCGACGGGACGCCGGUGAGGGACGAAGCAGCCGGGACGCCGACCCAGGACGAGAUCAUGGACACGCCCGGGAGCGUGCCCGAGUCCCUGGGCUCAUCCGGAGGCCACAACCUGUCGCCCACCGCCUACCGGAGCGAGCCCUGGGACGCCGUGAUCACGCCGUCGGGCAGCAACAGCGACGGAGACUUUCUGGGCUCGUCGCGGUAUGGAGCUGGCAAAAAGAGCGGCGCCAAGCUGAAGGACGACGACGGCGUGAACGGCAGGAAGCGGGUCUUGUCCUCGCCUGGCGCCGACAUGAAGGGUAAGAAAGACGAGCCGCCGUCCAGGAUGAGAGCGAUGGCAGAGCGCAGACACUCGGCUGGCUCCCGCAAGGCCAGCACCGGCGCCGAGGACGGCGGGAAGAGAGAGGCCAAAGGCGAGGAGUUGACCGGCGACAGGAAGGAGGGCCCGUACCACCGCAUUGAGACUCUGGUGUCACCCUGCGCCGAGGGGGCGCCCAUCCAGACUCUGGGCUACUCCAACCGGCCGCUGGCCGGAGAGCGCAUCAAGACGGUGGAGAGCAUCCGCGUGAUUGGCCGUGGCUCUCGGCGAGGGGGCGGGGCCGGUGGGCGGCCCGGGGGGGCCUUGUGCCGCUCCCUCGCUCAGCCUCCCGCCAGUCCUCCAGCCGGCCAGCAGCCCCGCGGCCAGACCUCCAACCCCGUGCCCCUCCUCAACCUGCCCACCUCCAGGCCCCCGAUGCUCUCCGGUCCGCAGAGACCCCUGCUGCGAGGACGGACCCCCUCCCAGCAGCAAGACCACCCCAUGGGCGGGUUUCGUGGGGGGAAGCGGGCCGGGCCUCCGUUCGCAGGCGGUCCCUUCCACGCUCAGAAGAGGCCUUUCCUCCCACCGCGCUACUGA
Molecule: messenger RNA, 2923 nt
Organism: Stegastes partitus (bicolor damselfish)
Lineage: Eukaryota; Metazoa; Chordata; Actinopteri; Pomacentridae
Gene: rprd2b
Product: regulation of nuclear pre-mRNA domain containing 2b
Exons: 11
Coding region: 41-2923 (960 amino acids)
Biological process (GO): mRNA 3'-end processing
Molecular function (GO): RNA polymerase II complex binding
Source: RefSeq, a predicted model, not a curated record